Phaethon lepturus (White-tailed tropicbird) is the source of this 1605-nucleotide messenger RNA. RefSeq names its product leiomodin 1 (smooth muscle) (gene LMOD1). The transcript has 3 exons. Gene Ontology annotation, biological process: myofibril assembly; pointed-end actin filament capping; muscle contraction. Lineage: Eukaryota; Metazoa; Chordata; Aves; Phaethontiformes; Phaethontidae. Gene Ontology annotation, cellular component: striated muscle thin filament; myofibril. Gene Ontology annotation, molecular function: actin binding; tropomyosin binding. The record is from RefSeq and is a predicted model, not a curated record. The annotation marks the transcript as partial.
GAAAGCAGAUCGAGCGAGAAGAGUAAGGGAGCCAAGAAUGAAGAAGAAAAGGGAAAGGAAGCUCCUUCCAAAGACCUGGCCCAGAAACGAGAUACAAAAGUGGGGAAAGACUCCAAAAAGGAAGAAAGUCUUCAGAAAACAGACCCAAAAGUUAAAGCUGAGGCUGAGACCAAGACCAAAGAGGAGAAGGCUAUCAAUGAUAAAGUCAAGGCCAUGGAGAAAAAGUUGAUGGGGAAGGACAAAAAGGAUGAAGAGAAGGGCCCAACAUUGAAGAAGGAUGCAGGGAAGGAUAAAAAGGAGGAAGAAAAGGGCUCAGUGUUAAAGAAGGAUGCAGGGAAGGAUAAAAAGGAGGAAGAAAAGGGCUCAGUGUUAAAGAAGGAUGCAGGGAAGGAUAAAAAGGAGGAAGAAAAGGGCUCAGUGUUAAAGAAGGAUGCAGGGAAGGAUAAAAAGGAGGAAGAAAAGGGCUCAAAGGGCACAGGGAAGGACAAAAAGGAGGAAGAGAAGAGUUCAGGAUCAAAGAAAGAGGCAGAAAAAGACACAAAGGGAGAAGAUAAGAAAGAAAAAGAUAAAAAAGAAGAGGAAAAUAGUUCAGCUUUGAAAAAAACAAAGGCAGACGGGAAGGAGAAAUCCCAGCCAGAGGCAGAAAAGGCAGCAGAGGAGAAACAGGAGGCCAAGGCAGUGGCUGAGAGCAGCCCCUCCAAGCCCAUCACCGGCAGCUCCCCAGAUCAGGCCAAGGAUGACGAAGCAUCCAGCAUUUUCGAUGAGCUCAUCGAGAAAGUGAAGAACAAUGACGCUGAUGUCACCGAAGUGAACGUGAACAACUCGGACUGCAUCAACAACGAGACCCUGGUGCGCUUCACCGAGGCCCUGGAGUUCAACACUGUGGUCAAGCUGUUCGCCUUGGCCAACACCCGUGCCGAUGACCACGUGGCCUUUGCCAUCGCCAUCAUGCUGAAGUCCAACAAGGUGCUGACGAGCAUCAACCUGGAUUCCAACCACAUCACGGGCAAGGGCAUCCUGGCCAUUUUCCGAGCGCUGCUGCAGAACAACACGCUGACGGAGCUGCGUUUCCACAACCAGCGGCACAUCUGCGGGGGGAAGACGGAGAUGGAGAUCGCCAAGCUCCUGAAGGAAAACACCACGCUCCUGAAGCUGGGCUACCACUUUGAGCUGGCCGGACCACGCAUGACCGUGACCAACCUGCUGAGCCGAAACAUGGACAAACAGAGGCAGAAACGCCUCCAGGAGCAGAAACUGGCACAGGAGCGUGGGGAGAAGAAAGACCUCCUGGAGGUGCCCAAGCCCGGAGCCUUGCCAAAGGGGUCCCCCAAGCCAUCCCCGCAGCCGUCCCCCAAGGCUUCCCCCAAAAGCUCUCCCAAGAAAGGGGGGGCGCCCGCUGCGCCGCCCCCACCUCCUCCUCCGCUCGCCCCACCGCUGAUCAACGAGAACCUGAGGAACUCGCUCUCGCCGGCCACACAGAGGAAGUUGGGAGACCGGGCGCUGCCAGUCCAGGAGAAGAACUCGCGGGACCAGCUCCUGGCAGCCAUCCGCUCCAGCAACCUCAAACAGCUCAAGAAGGUGGAGGUACCGAAGCUGCUGCAGUAG